Messenger RNA from Racocetra persica, 311 nucleotides. Lineage: Eukaryota; Fungi; Glomeromycota; Glomeromycetes; Diversisporales; Gigasporaceae. The record is from the annotation of a GenBank genome assembly.
AGUAUUCUGAAAGUGAACCCCAAGAGCCUCGUACAUGUCCUAGUUUUUCUGCUAAAUCAAGUCGUUUUUGGGCUCGAAUAAGAAAAACUCAAUUCAUAAAUCUAAGCACUGAUAACUGUGGUUUUCAAAAUAUAAGUAGAGAAUGGACGCUAAGUGAAAAAAUGAAGCAAUUUAGUAAAAUCGCACAUACGAAGAGAAUUGAACUUAUUAAAGCGAAACUAAUUAACAAGAUAGCAUUAGAUAUUUGGCAUCCAAUACCUAUAACGUGUGAAGAGGUGAUUCUAAUCGUUCACGUUUCCGGUGCUUGUCAA